This is a messenger RNA of Camellia sinensis, 840 nucleotides long. Lineage: Eukaryota; Viridiplantae; Streptophyta; Magnoliopsida; Ericales; Theaceae. The record is from RefSeq and is a predicted model, not a curated record.
AUGUCCGCGAACGGGGGAGUGGGAGUGCACACGGUGUGGAGAGUGCCCACCAAGUCUGUGGAGCCAAAGCUGGGGGCCGCAGCGGGGGAGAUGGUGAAAAAGGUGAAAGCAUGGAGGGAGAAGGAGGGCGUCAAAUGGGACGAUCUCGUCCAGCCGUCCGCUUUGUUCGUCGCAGGACUGGGCCCUCAGCCUACUGGUGGAGAUCUGGCACCGGCAGAACCAGAGGCUAGAAGGGAGGCGCAAGAGGUGGAGGAUCGGAUCAUUUUUGCCAAAGCCCAAAAGUUCAAAGAAACGCAGUUAGGCCCGCCACCAAAACCGGUCGCGAGGGAAAGAAUCCAACCGCGCCCCAAACUGCUGGGGGAAAAAGACUUGGGCAGUUUUGAGCCGCGACCGCCCCCAGUUGAUCCAGUGAAGGAGAGGGCAAACAAGGAGGGAGAGGCUCUGAAGAAGAAGAAGAAGAAGAAGAAGAAGAAGGGGAGGGUUGCCCCUGAGGGGGCCUCAGAUGCGCCUGGGUCGAAGAGGAUGAGGGUUAACGGAGAGGUUACCCCCAUGACGGAGGAGGCAUGGGAGAAGGGAGUGGGGGUGACCUCAGAAAGGGUGGUUGCCCCAGAAGUGCAAGGGAACGAAGGUCAGGGAGGCCAGGAGGAAGAAGAGCAUCUGAGUGCCAGGACCAAGGCGCUAGUGGAGAGUGGGCCAGCUGACCCUAAGAAAGUGAUGGAGCAGCAGCAAAAGGGGGGCCCUGCACCACAUGAAAGGGGGGUCAGGGUGAAGUAUGCGAUUUACCAUGCUCCUACAGUGUCUGGCCCAGCCAGGACAGCUGCAGAUCUUCUUCUGGGGUAG